Molecule: messenger RNA, 1369 nt
Organism: Aspergillus ibericus CBS 121593
Lineage: Eukaryota; Fungi; Ascomycota; Eurotiomycetes; Eurotiales; Aspergillaceae
Product: fatty acyl-CoA reductase
Exons: 1
Coding region: 1-1242 (413 amino acids)
Biological process (GO): long-chain fatty-acyl-CoA metabolic process
Cellular component (GO): peroxisome
Molecular function (GO): alcohol-forming very long-chain fatty acyl-CoA reductase (NADP+) activity
Source: RefSeq, a predicted model, not a curated record
AUGCCAGGUCAGGGUCCCGCCCCGUAUGAAGAGGAGAUCAAGAGGAACGGGUAUGCGACGUCUUAUGAGAGGCAGACGGUCUUUCUGACGGGCGCUACGGGUUCGUUGGGAGGAUGUAUCCUGUAUAAGCUGGCCACGCAGCUUCCGACGCGGAAGAUCUUUGUUUUGGUCCGUGGAUCAUCGGACCUGGCGGUGCAAAAAUGGAAGAAGACCAUGCCGGAUCAGACGCAGGCCAUUGUUAAUACGAAGAAGAUACAUUUCGUCAUUGGGGAUAUCCGGAAGCCGGACUUUGGGAUCGAGACUAAAGUGUUGGAGCAGUUACGUGAACAGGUCACGCUGGUCAUUCAUGCUGCUGCGAGGAUCAAGCUGGAUGCGAACAUAUCGGAAGCGCUUGAGAAUAACUGUCUGCCAGCGUUGGAGCUCGCUAGGAUCGCUUCACGGUUCCGUCGACUCAGGCUGUUCAUUCAGAUCUCCACUGCCUAUGUGAACAGUUUUCUGCCGGAUGGCUAUGUUGCGGAGCGACUGUACUCCAUUUCGGACGAAGACCCGGAGGAGGAAUUGGCAUCCAUCCAAGCCACUGGAUAUUCACCUCACACCGAUCGUUUCUCUUCAUCUUACACUCAGGCAAAACAUCUCAUGGAGCGUCUGACCUUCAAGCGAUAUCCGACGUUGCCAGUGUUAUUUGUCCGACCCACCAUCUUUGGCCCGGCCGUCAGAGAUCCCUACCCGCUGUAUGGACCCGAAGACUCAACGCCCUUGAGCAAGUUCUCUACUUUAUAUUUCCAAGACCAAGGAGGUACGCAGAUCUGGCACGCUGCUGAGGGUUAUAACAGUGGUGCAAAUAUAUUGGAUGAGAUUCCCGUUGAUUUUGUCGCCAAUGCAUGUCUUUUGCAUGCAGCGGCAGGAACGCGUGGGAUAGUUCAAGUUGGAUCUCAACUAUAUGUGCGGGUUACUUUCGACGAGGUCCUGGCAAUAUGCAAGGCAAAUGCCCCAGAAGAGCUUCGGAACGAGUUACCAACGAUCAUUUUUGUGCAAGAUCGGAACACCCCUCAGCAUAUCCUGGCAGAGCUAGUCAAGGUGGGCACACGCAACUGGUUAUUUGACUGCGGGCGAUCAUAUUGGCUGAAGCAAGUCGGGGGUCCUUUGAGCUUGGCUGUAUGUCAACAUGACUCGGAUAGGCUUGCCUCAGCACGGACCAAGGUGGCUUAUGAGAAGGUGCUGAGAAGAAUGGGGAAGCUUUAGGAACUGUGGAUAUCUUCGGAUCGUCGUUUGCAUUGGUGGUAUUUGAGCCGAUCACAUGUCCGUGGUUCGUUCAAUUUGUGAUGAUAGAGCCGAAUGCAUAUAUACGCUGACAGUGCUCAAUAUGAUG